Drosophila subpulchrella is the source of this 1786-nucleotide messenger RNA. RefSeq names its product carbohydrate sulfotransferase 11. Gene Ontology annotation, molecular function: sulfotransferase activity. Gene Ontology annotation, biological process: carbohydrate biosynthetic process. The transcript is spliced from 9 exons. Gene Ontology annotation, cellular component: membrane. Bases 329 to 1639 code for a protein of 436 amino acids. The record is from RefSeq and is a predicted model, not a curated record. Lineage: Eukaryota; Metazoa; Arthropoda; Insecta; Diptera; Drosophilidae.
UUUGAUUUCACUCGUGAAAUGUGCGUUGUGCGGUGAUGACGCUAACGCACAGCAAACUAAAUUUAGCCAGCACGACGUCGACAACGAUGAGAACUUACAAAAUCUGUCGCCAAAUGCAGGCAAACUUUGCGGACGCGUAGCGGCAAACGGAAAUGUCCCACGACUAUCAAUAGCAGACACGCGCCGUCUAUCCAAAAUCAAUUCCGAAUCAAACCAAUAUAACACCAAUACAAUCCAAUACAGCCCCAUAGAACACAGAAGACAGGAAGCGAGCGCCACAGAGGAGAAUCCGCAUCAGUUCCUAUGUUCCAGAUAGAGCCGAGUUUAAAUGAAAUUGAGCAAGAGCCUGGCAAACUGUCGCGCCAUCCGGCGCUAUUUGCUCAUCUUCACGGCCGUCUCCCUGCUGCUCCUGCCCCUCUCGCUGGUCUACCUGGUGUGGAACGAGCAGCUGCAGAAGAUCCGAGGAUUCGAGGCCUUUAAUGUGCAGCAGCAGUCGCCGCAGCAGCAGUCGCAGCAGCAGCAUUCGCAGCAGCAGCAGCAAGCACCGCAUCAGCAGCCGGCGCAGCAACAUGGCCAGCUUCCGUAUCCGGUGGUCCGGUAUCCGGUGCUGCUGCUGAACAAGAACAAGAACAAGGACCUGACCGUCGUGGCAACGGGCAAGACCAAGAACAAGUGGCGCUAUGUUGAUAAAGACAGCAACCAGACGCUCCUGCCCCUCAUCCCCGAGUAUGCCGUGCAGACGCUCACGCCGCAGGAAAUGCUCCAGGUGGAGCAGCGGAUGGACCAGCGCCGGGAGCGGCUGCGGGACAAGUGCUCCGCCUACGGCCUGGACGUCCUAGGUCACGACUCGUGGCACACCCCGAACACGUGGGAAUUUCUGGUCAACAAAAAGUAUCACAUUAUCUGGUGCAAUGUCUUUAAGGCAGCCUCCUCGUCCUGGAUGUUCAACUUCAAUGUCCUGGCCGGCUACUCACCCGCUUACUUGCGCAAAACCAAAAAGAUUCUCCUCAAUCUGGCCAGGGAGCGCUAUCCCCGGGUGACGCUCGACGAGCUGCGUGAGGCGCAGAACUACUCGCUGACCUUCAUCAUCGCACGCGAUCCCUUCGAGCGGCUGUUGAGUGCCUAUCGGGACAAGAUGGUGUUCGCCCUGCCCUACUCCUUCCACGACAAGUUGGGCCGCAGCAUUGUGCGCAACUAUCGCAAGAAGCCCUCUCUAGCUGCCCGUGCCGCCAACACAAAGUUCCCAUCAUUCCCCGAAUUUGUGCACUGGCUGCUCGACCAGGUGAAGCGCGGCAGCUUCAUCGACAUGCACUUCGUGGCGGCCACCUCCUUCUGCACACCCUGCCUCAUCCGGUUCGACAUGAUACUGAAGUUCGAGUCGCUGGCGGAGGAUCAAUUAUAUCUAAUCGAAAAGACUGGCCUGAAGCGGGUGAUAGCGCCCGUGUGGCGCAACAUGGGCAAGGGCCGCAAGACGCACGAGCUGCAGCAGCAGUUUUACGCGCAACUGACGCGUCAGGAAAUGCUGGAGCUUUACGAGUAUUACAAAUACGACUUUGAGCUGUUCGACUACGACAUCCAGGAGUAUCUGCAGGUGGCCCGGCCGGAUGAGGCUGAAAGUCCGGCGGCGGGUACAAAGUAGUAACCCGGCCCCGGAACUCUUAGACUUUGCUAAAAAACCAAUGAAUCAAGUUCAACGAACUCACAUAUUAGCCGUCACAGUACGUAAUUGCAAAUGUUGAUAAUACUGAAGGAAAACAAUAAUAAACUUAACUAUAUUUAAACGAAA